AGCUACUUCCUGAUGUGUUUUGUUCAGCAUAUGCUGCCUAAUGGCACGCUGAAGCUUUCAGUUUGUUCAGAGAUCUGCUGUUACAGCGUCACGUAAGGGACAUAAAGAGUCAAUACGCGAACAGGAAAUUGACAGCCAAGACAGCAAAUAAGCAAUCUCCUUUCACCGGUUAUUUUCUCUAGACGUAUAGACGCAUACAAUUUGGAAUUCGGUCACUUGUCUAUCAUGUGACUGGGUAUCGCCUUUAAUUGCACAAUCAUUACGUGUAACCUUGUUUUUCAACAUCAUUUUCUUAAACCUUCUUCUCCUGUUCUGGCUUACGUUAUGGACGAAGUAUCAUGUGGUUGCAUUAGGGUCACGAGCGUCUGUUAUGCUCGUGUUUUGUUCAUGCUGUUGUUCUCUGUCUCUGGCUGCUUCUCCUUUCCCAACUAUGGGUCGUCGUGUGGAGUUGGUGGCUGUUCCCCCGGGCCACCUGUGGUGCUUGUGCCAGGUGACUUGGGAAACCAGCUAGAGGCGAAAUUAGAUAAACCGUCAGUUGUGCAUUAUAUGUGCUCCAAGAAGACAAAUUAUUACUUCACUCUGUGGCUGAAUCUGGAACUGCUGCUGCCUGUAGUUAUUGACUGCUGGAUUGAUAACAUCAGAAGUAUCUCAUCCAUUUCUCCUGCCUAUAUAGAAGUUCACAGCAUCCUUAUGCACCAACAGAUGGAAAUUCACCACAACCUUAUGUGCCAACAAGUGGAAGUUCACAGCAAAGUUCCGUGUCAACCAUUCGUCAGUCAAAUAUAUACCCAUCACCUGUGGUCAAUUCAACAAAGGUAUAGGCUGGUUUACAAUAAAACAAGCAAAACUACUGCCCCUCCAGAGGGAGUUGAUAUCCGAGUUCCUGGUUUUGGGCAGACUUAUUCACUGGAAUUCUUGGAUCCAAGUAAAAGGAGUGUAGGUUCAUAUUUUUACACCCUUGUGCAAAGCUUGGUAGAUUGGGGAUAUACCCGUGAUGAAAAUGUGAGAGGAGUACCUUACGACUGGCGCAAAGCUCCUAAUGAAAAUUCAGACUAUUUUGUGGCAGUUCGCAAGCUAGUGGAGUCAAUGUUUGAGUCUUAUCAAAGUCCUGUGGUGCUUAUUGCUCACAGCAUGGGAAAUUUGUACACCCUUUACUUCCUCAACCAGCAGACACAGGACUGGAAGGAUAAAUAUAUACAUUCCUUUGUGGCUCUAGGCGCUCCAUGGGGUGGUGUGUCUAAGACUCUGCAUGUCCUGGCUUCAGGAGAUAAUAAUCGCAUUCCAGUGAUUAGCUCCCUGAGGAUUCGUGACCAGCAGCGGUCAGCUGUUUCCACCAAUUGGCUCCUCCCUUAUAACAACACAUGGCAACAGGAAAAAGUUUUUGUAAUAACGCCCAAUAAAAACUACACGAUAAAGGACUAUAGGAUGUUCUACGAGGACAUUGGAUUCCAAGAUGGAUGGGAAAUGAGGAAAGAAACAGAAGGACUUGUAUCCUCACUGACUCCUCCAGGUGUGGAGGUACACUGUCUUUAUGGAACUGGAGUGGACACCCCUGAUUCGUUCUCAUAUGAUUCUUUCCCAGAUAAAGAACCUACUACAGUUUAUGGCGAAGGUGAUGGGACAGUUAAUUUGGAAAGUGCUUUACAAUGCGGGAAGUGGAGGAAUCAGCAGAGACAGAAGGUGUCAUUGGUUGAGCUACCUGGAAAUGAACACAUUGCCAUGCUGUCAAACAUUUCAACCAUCUCUUAUGUAAAGAAGGUUUUGUUUGGACUGUAGAUCUAGAUUUUGAACUGGAGUUGCUGCUUUAAUUGGGUAGCAUAGUGCACAAGUUUUUGUACCAGCUACUUGUUAGUGACGGGGAAAAAGGAAAUUCUAUUUUGUUUCUUCAGCUCCAUUCAAGAACUAAACAACCCUGCCCAAAAACACACACAUUCAAACCUUGUUUAGUACAAAAAUAUUUUUUUACAACCAGGUUAAAGUGUUCAAGUUCAUACAUACUUUUGUAUGUAUAAUAAUUUCAAGUCAUUAUAAUUGUAAAGCGACCACAUAAUUUGUAUACCUGAGAAAAUGAAGGAUAGGUUUAAGCCACAUGUUCAUUUGUUGAAGGUAUGCUAUCAGUAUUUAAUUCCAUAACUUUUCAUCUUAUUUGCACAGGGUUAAACACAAUUCAUCUGGCACUUUAUAGGCUUGCUUCUUUUUUUAAUACCAGUGCUGCCCCCAUAUCUCCAAAGCUAGGUAUGCAGCUGGCAUAUUUGAAACAUGUAACAGAAUUGUUAAGGAAACAUUUGAAUUGCAGACAUUCCAAAUGUAAUUUUUAAAAGAAUCUACUGACUUGGGCCUGAUUUGGGUAACUGAUUUCUCCAUGCUUCUUCAGCGUUCAUUAUAGCAUUCAUUAUAGCAGGUAGAUUUAAACUAGAUUUACUAAUCUCUCUGCAUAAUUUCCUCAGACAUUUUAGCAAAACAUCACAUAUCAUUUUUUUUUUUUUUUUUUUUUUAGAUAUGCCUUCUCUGAGAUAAUAAAACAAUGUGCAGGCACUUUGGCCUGCACAUUGGCCUAAAAAUGGGAUUGAUAUUACAAAGGGUAUUUAUCAUAUCAUUUCAUUGUAUGUACGUAUUUUUUGAAUUCUCAUUUUAGUAAAUGUUGUGUUUUUUUUA
Molecule: messenger RNA, 2655 nt
Organism: Xenopus laevis (African clawed frog)
Lineage: Eukaryota; Metazoa; Chordata; Amphibia; Anura; Pipidae
Gene: pla2g15.L
Product: phospholipase A2 group XV L homeolog
Exons: 8
Coding region: 325-1776 (483 amino acids)
Biological process (GO): lipid metabolic process
Molecular function (GO): acyltransferase activity, transferring groups other than amino-acyl groups
Source: RefSeq, a predicted model, not a curated record